Messenger RNA from Boleophthalmus pectinirostris (great blue-spotted mudskipper), 1819 nucleotides. RefSeq names its product ras-related protein Rab-18-B. Gene Ontology annotation, molecular function: GTPase activity; GTP binding. The transcript has 7 exons. The record is from RefSeq and is a predicted model, not a curated record. NCBI's taxonomy places the organism in Eukaryota, Metazoa, Chordata, Actinopteri, Gobiiformes, Gobiidae. Bases 140 to 757 code for a protein of 205 amino acids.
ACGGUGCGGAAGUUGCGCGAGCUGAACAAACUGUCAGCGGAGCCUGCUAGGUGCUACUGCUGCUGCUACGGCUCUAAAAACAAGUUAAACAUUUCCAUAGACAUCCACAAGUCAAGAUCCGGACUAUUAUCACAGGGAUAUGGAUGAAGACGUGUUGACGACUCUGAAACUAUUGAUAAUCGGUGAAAGUGGGGUCGGAAAGUCCAGCCUUCUUCUGAGGUUCACAGAUGACACUUUUGAUCCAGAGCAGACUGCCACAAUAGGUGUGGACUUUAAAGUAAAGACUAUUGCCAUAGAUGGAAACAGAGCCAAACUCGCUAUAUGGGACACAGCGGGACAGGAAAGAUUUCGGACCCUGACUCCCAGCUACUACCGUGGUGCACAGGGUGUCAUUUUAGUGUAUGAUGUCACCAAGCGUGACACUUUUACAAGACUUGACAACUGGUUGAAUGAACUGGAGACCUACACAACACGGAAUGACAUUGUGAAAAUGCUUGUUGGGAAUAAAAUUGACAGAGAAGAUCAUGAAGUGGACAGAAAUGAAGGACUGAAAUUUGCAAGAAAACACUCCAUGCUGUUUAUUGAGGCCAGUGCAAAAACCAAAGACGGAGUCCAGUGUGCCUUCGAGGAGCUGGUGGAGAAGAUCCUGCAGACUCCAGGCCUGUGGGAGAGUGACCACCAGGGUCAGAAGGUGACCCUAGGGGUGCAGGAGCAAAGCCAGGGCGGUGCAUGUGGAGGCUACUGCUCCAUACCAUGAAAAGGACACCUCAGUGCAAUCUGACCCAAUGGCUACAGACCACAGACAGACACUACGGUUUAGGUUAAACUUCUGUUGGCCGAGUGGACUUUGCUGUUUGCACACUUCUCUUAAGCCACCAUCAGUUCACUACUUUCUUUAAAAACAUGAAUGAGAGCAUUAUGAAAAGUAGACCCCCUUUUGAGAGAAAGGAGAUAUAGUAUUUGACCUAACGAACCCUGAAUGUACAUCUGGUUUGAAUUAAUUAUUUUGGUGAGAGAGAUCCAGCUGUACAUGAUCGAAUCAGGUUAAUGGAGUAGUGCCUAUAACUUGAACCAGUUUGUUGGUUACAGCACAUGCGUAGCUUGUCAAAUUGUAUUGUCGAUGAUCAGUCAUAAUCAGAACAGAUGUCUCUUAAAUCCAGUGCUUCCAGGCGCAAGUUCUGGUUUUGCUUUAUUUAAAAAUCCGUCACUCUAUGUAACUAAGUAUAACCAGUACACAUUGUUGAUUUAGUGUAUAAAACUAUUUUAUUAGAUUUCAUGUGUAAGAUCACAGCAAAUAUCCCCAAAGAAGUUAAUUGGUUCCAAUAUAUUUAUCUUUUAUUUAAUCUUUAAAACAAUUAGUACCUAUACAGAAUGUGGAGACCUCACUUCCAACGUAUAUUAAUGAAUAAAUAUAUGUCUUUAUUAAGUUUUUCUAGGUUGGACCAUAUCUUGUUAAGUUACAAUGGUGGCGGCGUUUACAAUACAGUAUGUAGAUUUUGAAGUAGAUUAUACAUUUCCUCAUAGUUGCUCUACCUGUGUGCUGUUUUGGCCAAUGAAGACAAUAAUCGAACAUAAUGGUCUGAGGACAUUCCUGAACAUUUCUAUAUCGUUAAUAUGCAAUAGUUUUUAUUUGUUGCGCUCUAUCUUUUUCUGAUGCCCUUAUCAUUGUCCUUGGCCAUUUUAUCCUUGUUUUUUGAUGUGCAUCUGUCUGCGUCAUUUUAAGCAAUAGUUAAAAAUGAAAUCUGCCUUAAUGUAAACUGACUACAAUUCCUGUGUUGUUUUGUUGCAAUCUUAAAUAAAGGACAACCUCGAUCUGUCA